Messenger RNA from Laccaria bicolor S238N-H82, 762 nucleotides. RefSeq lists its product as uncharacterized. NCBI's taxonomy places the organism in Eukaryota, Fungi, Basidiomycota, Agaricomycetes, Agaricales, Hydnangiaceae. The coding region runs from base 1 to 762 and encodes 253 amino acids. The record is from RefSeq and is a predicted model, not a curated record. The transcript is spliced from 9 exons.
AUGAUCUCACCUCUCAAUGUGCAACCGCUUCAAGAGUGGCCUGUGGGAGAGCGAGUCAUGUCGGCUUAUGAACAAACACGUGUUGUCGGAGUUUCCAUGAACGCGUCGUCAAGCUUCAUAAUCGUGAACCAAGCGUACCUCAGUGCUCUUACUAUACUCUUCCCCUCGAGCUCUUUCAUGAAAUUCUUCCACAACUCGAUCUACGUUCUGACGGAUUUCCGACGCGAGUCCCUCUUGACGUGCCCAAGAAUUUUGGGUGAAGGAACAUCGUCAGUUGAUCGGAAACCCUCUCGCAACCCUCUCGUGUGGCAUUUAGGCACUCUAUCUGUGGCUGCAUACAUCCUUGUCCGGGGCUUCCUGAUUUACGCGCUACAAGAGGGCUCAGAGACUUUGAUUCCAAACGCAACCUGCUCCUUCUUCCCCAACCCUCAGAGGAUCUUUAAGCAAAGUAGGAGCCGAAAGCGUGAGAGGCCUCCUGGGGAUCGCAAGUACGACAGUGAAAACUGGAACAAAAUGAAUUUCCGAUUCCUCAUGAGGGCGACUCGCAUGCAGACCUUCGGCGGGUUCCCUCAACACGGCAUCCAGACUGUCCACGUCCCCCAACACAGGUGGGGCUUGUCCGCUGUCAAUAGGUCCUGCUCAGAUAAUACCUCUGGCGCGGUUGUCCUCAUUGAACGCAUGGACAGCGAGCUUUGUCAAGGGGGUGUCGGGAUCAUAAUCCCGGACCGGGGGCCGAUACUAGAAAGCUUCAUGGUGGGCUAA